UAUCUUAAUGGUUGUGAAAUUGUAGUUUUAUAUAUAUUUGUAUUCUAAUGUUUUGGUUUUGCUGUUAUUGCAACAUUGUUAACCGCGUGUCCCCUGCACUGUUUGGAUGCCUGUUUGCUGUCACUGGUCUCAAGUCAGGUAUGUCAAACAAGUAGGGCUUCACCAUAAAAUGGAGGAAAGCAGAUGAGUCUCCAAGGAGAGCCCUGGAGUCAGACAGGCAGGAUCUCUCACGCCAGAACAAAGGUUUCCCUGAUUUUCCAGGGAGUGCUCCCUCUUUUCAGUAAUGGAGGUAUUGCAGUGUGACGGCUGUGACUUUCGUGCCGAGUCAUAUGAUGACUUGAAGACCCACAUUCAGGAAGUGCACACCGUUUUCCUGCAGCCUGCAGACGCAGAUGAGUCUGACUCUCUGAAAGAUGAGGAUGAAGAUGAGGAGGAAGAGGAGGAAUAUGAGGACAAGGAUGACAAGGAUUAUACGCCUCCUAAAGCUGGAAUGAGCCCCAUCUCUACUGACAAUUCCAACCAAACACAACAAAAGCAGACAGCUGAAACCCACCUGCCGUUUUAUCAGUGCAAGUUCUGUGUUCGUUACUUCAGAUCGAAGUCAUUCUUAAAAAAUCACACCAAAAAAGUGCAUAAUGUUGUAGAGGAAGAUUCAGAUGCAAGUAUCUCCUCCCAGACAGCUAAGCGGUCCAGCUACACCGUUAUAAUGCACAAUGACCAUUCAAAGGUGUAUUCUUGUCAGUACUGCACAUACCAGUCUCCACGCAAAGCAAGGAUAAUGAAACACCAACUAAUGUAUCAUAGCAAGGUUCCCUCUGAGAGCGCUGGAGAUCCUUCAGAAUACGCAGAGACCACGGAGGAAUCGGACUCAGCCAUUGUACUCACGAAGGGAACAUUUGCCUGCGAAUGGUGUGACUAUCAGACUGACCAGAAGGACAGCUGGACUAAUCACGUGGUGAAGGAACACAGUGACAAGGUCAAGAUAGUUUCUUCUAUUGCGGAGCUGGAAGGGGAGUCAAGUGCAAGCUCACCCAAACCAGAUUCUCCCUCUGCUUCCCGAAGCCCGACUAGAUCAAGGAUGAGUUCAACUGACGUUUGUGAAAAGGAAGAGCCGGUAGGAAAAACAGACGAAAACGUGUCAGAGAAGACAGUCCCAGAGAUCUCUACCUUUCAAUAUGCACAGAUUCGUGCAGUAACACCCAACAGCACAGGUUCCUCCAUUUUGUCCAAGAGGUUUGCUUCAGCUGACAUCUCCAAUAGUGUCGUAGGCAUGGAUGCCAAUUUAUUUAAUGAGGAGGACUCUCGUAGCAGCUUAGAGGAUGAUGAUGAGGAAGAGUUGGGCGACAUAGAUGAUCCUAGCUAUACUGGGACCCUGUCUGCAGAUGCAAAGCAGCUUUUAACUGAUGAGGACAAUAAAUUACUGGAGACUAAAGGAAUACCAUUUAGAAAGUACAUGAACCGUUUUCAGUGCCCCUUCUGCUCCUUCCUCACCAUGCACAGGCGGAGCAUCUCCCGCCACAUUGAAAACAUUCACCUUUCUGGUAAAACCACAGUGUAUAAAUGUGAUGAAUGCCCGUUUAUUUGCACCAGCCCUCUUAAACUAGGCACGCACAAACAGAGCCACAUAUCCUCAGAUUUAGACACCAUGGACUUAACAAGCGAUAGUCCAGAUCCUCACAAUGAAAACGCUACAGAGCCAGUUAACGGAGGUAAUGUAAGCUCCAAAGUCAAUGGAAAAAAGAUAACCAGCACACCGAACGAGCAGCAGAACCCUCAUCGCUGCACGCUCUGCAGCUUCUCUACCACCACUCUGAAAGGUCUGAGGGUUCACCAGCAGCACAAGCAUUCCUACUGUGAUGACCUAGAUCCCACUGUCUUUGAAAGCCAGCUGACUGACCAGACCGACUCUGAAAUAGAUGCUUCUCCAAUCUUUCUACAAAAAACCCAGACCUCCAUUUUAGGACUUGCCACCAAAAAGCCCUUAGUAACAGGGAAAAGAGCCAGGAAGUCCAUUAAUGACUUGCCUUUGGAUUUGUCCUCGGUUAAGAAGAGAACUAGAAUUGAUGAAAUUGCCAGUAACCUUCAAAGUAAGAUAAGCCAAAGCCAACAGGACAUGAUCAUAAACCUAGAUGACAUGGAUGAUGAAGAUGCAGGAGAAAAUCACACCAGUUCUGAUAAAGAGGGUAGAAACCAUGACAAUAAAAACCAUGUCUUCAAUUAUAACACACAACAGCUUCAUGCAAGAGAAUCAAUGAUCUCUCACGAGGGAGGCAGAAUAGGGAAAAGAAAAAGCAACCCUAAGUCAAAAACUAGAAACCUUCCUAUAUCACUGACUCUCUCAGAUGAUAGUGAAAACAUCUCUGCUGAACCCAGCGACAAUGCCAUUCAAGAGAACACUGAUUAUUCAGAGGAACCGGGAACUACACGUUUCUACUGUAAACACUGUGAUUACCACAACAAAUCAGCUCGCAGCGUUAGCACCCAUUACCAGAGGAUGCAUCCUUACAUCAAGUUCAGCUUUAAGUACAUCCUGGACCCCGAGGACCAGAGUGCGGUCUUCCGCUGCUUAGAGUGCUACAUCGAAUACACAAAUUACAACGAUCUGCACCAACACUACAUGGAUCACCACCCUGAAGCAAGCAAUGUGCUGAACUUCAACCAACCAAAUCUGGUAUACAUGUGCCGCUUUUGUUCAUACACAAGCCCCAAUGUCAGGAGCCUAAUGCCCCAUUACCAAAGAAUGCACCCUACAGUAAAAAUCAACAAUGCUAUGAUCUUCUCCAGCUAUGUAGUGGAGCAGUCCCAUAAAACGGGUGAAUCACAAACCCUGAGGGAAAUAUUAAACUCUGGCCCCAAGAAUUUGAACUCGGCCACAUCAACCCCCAGGUCAUCCUCCAGCCCAGUGCUGAAAACGGUCUCUAAGACCCCUGAAGCCAGUGCUGAGACAGAACCUCUCAAAGAAUCUGUGGGUGGCAAUGUUGUCGUCUAUGAUUGUGAUGUGUGUUCUUUUGCUAGCCCCAACAUGCACUCCGUUUUGGUCCACUAUCAGAAGAAACACCCAGAGCAAAAGGCGUCUUAUUUCCGUAUACAGAAAACCAUGAAGGUCAUCUCGGUGGAUCAAUCGCAGUCUGUUGCAAACUCUUCAUAUAAUCUUAGCAUGGCUGCGCCUCCAAAACAACCAAGCGCAGAGCUGUAUGGAUCAGAUGAAGAAAUGUACUACUGUAAACAUUGCGUGUACAGCAACAGAUCUGUUGUUGGUGUGUUGGUCCAUUAUCAAAAGAGACACCCAGAAGUAAAAGUGACAGCAAAAUAUAUCAAACAUGGCGCCCCCACCCCUGGUUUGAUGAAAUUAAUGGAUGAAUUGCAAAUUGCGGCUCCUAAACAGUUUUUGAAGCAGUUUCAAAAUAAUGGUCACGAUGGAUCUAACAACACAAGCCCUAAACCAGGAAGUGGUGAGAAAGGUGAAGACGAGCUGUUCUUUUGUCAGCAAUGUGAUUAUGGCAACCGCACUGUAAAAGGAGUGCUUAUUCAUUACCAGAAGAAGCAUAGGGAAACCAAGGCCAACGCUGACCUUGUGCGUCGUCACACUGCAGUUGUCCGUAGUCAGCGCGAGCGUGCACAGAUGGUUCAGUCAAGCAGUGUCUCUUCAGCCUUGAUCCCAGCCCCACCAGACCCUGAAAACACUACGCCCCUGCGCUCCCUGAAGUGCAGACACUGUUCCUACACAUCCCCCUAUAUCUAUGCCCUAAAGAAGCAUCUGAAGAAAGAGCACCCCACUGUGAAAGCCACAGCUAUGACCAUUUUACACUGGGCUUACCAAGAUGGCAUUCUAGAGGCUGGCUACCACUGUGAGUGGUGCAUUUACUCCCACGCUGAACCCCAAGGCCUGCUGCUCCAUUACCAAAGACGCCAUCCAGAGCACAAUGUUGAUUACACAUACAUGGCCAGCAAGCUAUGGGCUGGUCCGGAGACCACUCAACAAGGAGGCAAUAUGGAAACUAAACAUUACAAAUGCAGAGACUGUGCCUUUGAGGCCUGUACAAUAUGGGACAUCACUAGUCACUAUCAGGCAGUCCACCCUUGGGUCAUUAAAGGGGAUGAAUCUGUGCUUUUGGAUAUUAUCAAAGGAAAUGGCUCAGCUGAAAAGAUCCACCAGCAGGUUGCCAAAGAACAUGCGUCUUUCGAUUGCCAGUCUGUUGAAGAUGAUGGACCACUGGUCAUUGUCACUACACCUCAAGAAAGCAAUCCCCCUCCUCCCCACCCACGCCUUUCCAUCUCUAACAAUCCUUAUCAGUGCACUGUUUGUCUGUCAGAGUACAACAGUCUCCAUGGCCUCCUCACUCACUAUGGAAAGAAGCACCCAGGUAUGAAAGUAAAAGCUGCAGAUUUUGCACAGGAGGCAGACAUCAACCCCAGUUCUGUGUAUAAAUGUCGUCACUGUCCGUAUGUAAACUCCCGAAUCCACGGUGUCCUAACUCACUAUCAAAAGAGACACCCAUUAGUGAAAGUCACUGCAGAAGACUUUGCUGAUGAUAUAGAGCAAAUCCCUGACUUAAAUGAAGGAGACGACAAGUGCAAAACUCAAAGGCAAGGCUAUGGCGCAUACAGAUGCAAAAUGUGCCCAUACACACAUGGGACACUGGAGAAACUAAAAAUCCAUUAUGAGAAAUAUCACAAUCAGUCAGCUUCUGAAAUGUUCUCUUCCUCUGUGACAUAUUUCUCUCCUGGUAAAGAAACAGAGCCAGUAGCUGAAUGCAGUGCUGGUAAUAUAUCAAGCGCAGCAAAGGUCCAGGAGGUCAGUGAAUUGGACCUUGCCCACUCUGAGUUACCCAUCAAUAAGACAGAGAAACAUGCUAUAUUCAAGUGUCAGCUCUGCAAAUACUUUUGCUCCACCAGGAAAGGCAUUGCUCGUCACUACCGUAUCAAGCACAACAACGUCCGUGCUCAGCCAGAGGGUAAAAACAAUGUCUUCAAAUGUGCUCUGUGUUCUUACACAAACCCUAUACGCAAAGGUCUGGCAGCACACUACCAGAAGCGGCAUGAUAUUGAUGCCUAUUAUACCCAUUGCCUGGCUGCUUCCAAAACUAUGACCGAAAAGCCUAACAAAGUAAUCGCACCACCGCCGUCAGAAGGGGACAAUUCAGAAAUGAGUGAAGAGUUGCGUUUGGCUGUGGAGAGACGAAGGUGUUCUCUUUGCGCCUUCCAGGCCUUCAGCAGGAAGAGCAUUGUCUCACACUACAUUAAACGCCACCCCGGUGUCUUCCCCAAGAAGCAGCAUGCUAGCAAGCUUGGCCGCUACUUUACCGUUAUCUAUGCCAAAGAACCUGAAAAGAUUGCUGUCAGUUCAAUAGCAGAGGAUGACAAGGACGUGCUGGAGGUUCAGCUUGAAACCGAGCAGGACGGAGAGGUCGAAUGGCUGCCUUACAAGUGUCUAAAAUGCUUCCGCUUGUCCUUCAGCACAGGCGAACUGCUUUCUAUGCACUACAACGACCACCACAGCAGUGACUUGAAGAGGGACUUUGUGGUAUCGCCUGAUCACGGGGAUGAGGACUCUGAGUUGUACCAGUGUUCUCACUGUGAGCUGAAGUUCCUGGCUCUCCCGAUUCUGGCCAAACAUCUAUUGAACCACAAUGAGGAGUUUCAGAAGAGGGCCAUGAGGCUGGAGAGGAGGAGGCAGCUGCUCAGCAAACAGAAAGCCGCAGAACUGCCCGAGACCAAACCUGAGAAGGAAAGCCCUGUAAAUAAAGCACCCAUAGGAUUCAGGUGUAACUUCUGCAUAGAGAUGCACCCCACCCUCCGAGCCAUCUGCAACCACCUUCGGAAGCACGUCCAGUAUGGAGAGGUCAAAGAGGGACAUGUCAAGCAGGAAGUCAGCGAGGUCCCCCUGACCCUGCCUUCAGAGAGCCUGACUAACGGCGACCUCGAGGGGGAUGAAGCAGCUGAGUCUGAAGCCGAUGGCAUCGAGAGACCCGCGGCUACGAUGGUCGGUCAAUCCUUGGUUUCCACAGCUUCUGGUGGUGUUGCUGUUGCCGCUGAGCCACUGGAACCAAAAACGGAUGCUAUUGAAGGAAGGGCAGCAGCUCUCGUGGCUGCAGCGAGGGCCGUGGUAUCAGAGGGCGAACUGAAGCAGCGAUUAGCAGCAGGGGGUCACCCGUGUGCCCAGUGUGACCGAGUCUUUAUGUCCAUGCAGGGACUGAGGUCCCAUGAGAGGAGCCACUCAGCCAUGGCACUGUUCAGCAGAGAAGACAAAUACAGCUGCCAGUACUGCCAGUUCGUCUCACCGUUCAGACACAAUCUGGACAGACAUGUGCAGUCUCACCACGGACACCACAAGCCCUUCAAGUGCAAACUCUGCCCCUUUAAAUCUGCCUACGUGAGUCGCUUGAAGAGCCACCUGCAUAAGGCACACACAGGUGAGCAGUACACAUACAAGUGCUUGUCGUGCCCCUUCUCCUCUAUGACCAUCAGUCAGCUGAAGGAGCACUCUCUGAGAGACCAUGGUGAGGCCCUGACCCUCCCCAAACUCCGGGCUGCUACCCAGGCUGCUCAUGGCACCCUCAGGCCCUCACGGCUGGCCAGUAACACAGAGCAGACUCCCUUGGCCCCGGAUGAUCUAUCAUACCUAGAGGAGCCAGCGGAUGUUCGUCAGCAGCUUAGUCAUUACCAGCUAGCCUCCCGCAGUCAAAUGUCUUCCGGCUCAACACCUGGUGGCUCAACAGUGGCUGAUAAUCGACCAGACAGCAUCCUCACUUGUGAGUUCUGUGAGUUCAGCUCUGGAUACAUGCAGAGCCUGCGUCGGCACUACAGGGACCGCCACGGUGGCAAGAAGCUCUUCAAGUGCAAAGACUGUUCCUUUUUCACCUGCUACAAGAAUACCUUCACCAUGCAUGUGGAGGCCGGUCACAACAACAACAACAACAACAACAACAACAACAACAACGCACCUGACCACUUCUCUAAAGACCUGCGCUGCCCUCUCUGCCUCUACCACACAAAACACAAGAGCAAUAUGAUUGACCACAUUGUCCUGCACAGAGAGGAGCGUGUGGCUCCGUUGGAGGUCAGCCGCUCCAAGCUGUCGCGCCACCUGCAGGGCCUCAUAUUCCGUUGCCACAAAUGCACCUUCACAUGCUCCAGUGACCAGGCCCUGCAGCUGCACCUGCAGAAGCAUGCUGAGAUCAAACCCUACCAGUGCCAGCUCUGUUAUUACGAUAGCAGUCAAAGGAGCCAGCUAGAGGAGCAUCUGCGCCUUGAGCACAAGGUUAUUCGGAACUUCGAGCUGAUGGGCCGCGUCAACCUGGAACAGCUGGAGAUGAUGAAGGAACAAGGGAGCAGCGCAGAAGAGGAAGAAGAAAGAGACAUCUUGGAGAUGGUUGAAGAUGGGAAAGAAGUUGCAGAGGAGGAGGAUGACGAAGAUGAAAUGGAGAUUGUGGAGAACAUAGUGGAGGAACAGAGAGAGAUGGAUGAUGAAGAGAUAGAGGACAACAUCAAAGAGGAAGAGGAGGAGGAGGAAGAUAAAGAGGAAGUCAGGGAGGUGGAGGAGGAGAAGCCUGGCCUACAAGAGGUCCUUGCAUCUCCCACCAGCAGCAGCAGCUCUGCACCGAGCAACUCAGAGAAGCGUCUUCCCUGUGAGUUCUGUGGCCGCUGCUUUACCAACAGCCUCGAGUGGGAACGUCAUGUCCUUCGACAUGGCAUGAUGGUAAACAACAGUCAAAUGGACACCAGCACCACCUCCACAAUAGAAGCCUCAGCUUCAUCUUCCUCUGGCUCCGCCUCGGCCUUGAUGGACACAGGAUUGCACCUGUCCAGCAACAAGGAGGGGAACCCCGCUGAUCUGUCACUGAGAAGUCCAAGCCAGUAUGUGGAAGACAAAGAAAUGCUCAACACCAAAAAUGAUCAACAGUUUGGUUGAACUGAUUGUGGCCUCUUGUGCUAGAAACUGAUAACAUUGGGUAGGAUCAACACUGAGUUGGAUCUUUAAAUAGGAUGUCAAAGGAAACAAAAAGAUUAAAACUGAAAAAAAAGUGACUUCUUAUGAGUUGGCGCAUUACUAGAUUUUAGGUGUUACAUAUUUAAGUAUUAGAUUGUGCUGCAUAAAACGGCUGAGCUCUUUAAAUGGGCAGUCCCCUAGGACAGAUCUUAAUAUAUUGGUAACCAAUAGUGAACAGAACUCUUUAUUGCUGACAUUCUGGUCAAAUCUACAGUGAAAGAUCCCACCUAGAUAAAAACUAAGCUAUUUAUAAAGAAUGUUGUCCAAAAUGAUUAACUAAAUUUAGUGUUUUAUUAUUUGAAGCACCUUUUACACUCCCCCAAAACAGGGGUACUUUAAAUUUACCCAAAAUAAAUAAACAAGAUAUGAAAGCAUUUAAACCGUGGCCCACUGUAGAGCUUUUUCAUCUUAGCCUUGUGUUAAUUGUGUAGAAGUAUUCCUUGAGAAAGAGUCGCACCUUAUCUAUUUUAGUAAAACCACAAAUCAUGUUUUCUUCAUUUGUAGAAAUACUGACAAUUUCCCCAAUGUUUGUAGCAAAUUGCUAUAUUUUAGGUCCCUUAAUAUUAUACUACGUAUAAGCCUUCAGCCUGUGGCACCCUUUGCAUUUUGACUGUACUAUUUUAUCGUCCAGAUAUUUCACUGAUUAAAUCAUAAAAAUAAUGGGAUUAGUUUAAGUCUCCCAUCCCCGUAAGAUAUGAUAUCUUGUGAUGUUUGUAGUCCAGGUUAAACAAGAUCACAUUUGACCUAUGCACUCAGCAGAUCAUUAUAACAACAGAGAUAUGUGUCACAACUGUAUGCAUUUGACAUAGGUAUCUAUUAAUCUGAUCAUAGCAAAGGUUAGCCUGGAACAUAUAACUACAGGAUUUUACAACAGUGACGUGAUAUCUGUCACUGUGAUCAAUAGACCGAGAUUACACUUGUCUUUUCAGUGCAAAUUUAACAAUUGGAUCUGCCAGAGUCCAGCUCUGCACAUACUGUAUGUGCAUCCACAAAUGACAAUUUAAUGCAAAGUUUGGAGGAGGCUGACCACCACAGCUGAGUGUUGAAGCCAGUGUGCUAGUGCCUUAAAAUGCAGUUCCUCUAAUGGCCAAUAAAUGGCUUUAAUUGCUUUAAACGCACAAUAUGUAAUUUUCUGCCGCAAGGGUUCUCUUAAUCAAGAGAUGGAGUUUUUAGAGACGUCAUGAAGUAACUUGAGGAUGGGAUCAGGGGAGUUGUUGUCUUCACCACACGUCAUUGCAGUCAGCUUCUCACGGUUAGGAUUUCUUCAGUGUUCAUCGGGUUUUUACCGGGAGCUGAAUUAUCCUCAUAGGUAUCCUCCUCUCCAAAACAACAGAGCAGGUGAUUAAAACCAGUAAAAACACUGAAUAAAGCAGUUUCACAUUAAAAAUCAGUGUUUCUCUAAAGCUGUUUGGCGACAAAGGACGUCUCGGAGGGACUAUGAGCCGACCUGCCGCUAACGUUUACUCAGCUUGUUUCUCUGAAGAUCUAGUCUGAUGACUAAAAUCUUUCAUCCGGUUAAGAUAUAUAGUAAAAAAAAACAAGCAAGAUCUAAAAAGUGAAUAUUUAAAAUGUGGCUUAAAACUGGAUAAAAAAAUAUUUUAUGACAGCUUCUGGUAGACAACCACAACACUGCGCAAAUGUAACCUUGAUUAAAAUUACAGAUUUCUCUGGGUUUGAAAAUUGUUGGAACUAUAUAACAUAGGUCUUGUCAUUUUUAAACAUUUUAAUGCGGAAAAGUUACAUAUUAUGCCUUAAAAAAAGGUCAGCUGGUUUGAAGUAACCAGGAAAUCAAGUAUUUUCCCACAAUAAUUUAUAGCCUCAAAAUCUAAUUUCACUUCUUCUAAUGUGGGUCUUAGUGGCAAUUUUCACAGUCAUUGUUUAAGUAAGAUCAGAUUAGAUGAAAUUAGAUUUGACUUUAUUGUAAUUGCAGCAAUUCAGUGAGUACCAGUACAAAGAGAUGUGGUCUAGUGGUAUUUAGCCAUGGCAAUAGCUUUGGUUUAUUUGCCAAGGGGUUGAGAUAUCUGUCUCUGAGAUUUCUGUCGGUCCAAUGGAAGUGGUUGAAAUUUAAUUCACAGCAUUAAAGAAAAUGCAGUUUUCAUUGAAACUACUUUCUACUAAAUAAAUAUUCCCUGAAAACUGUUGAUAAUGUGUUCUGAGUGUACUACUAUAUUAUCUGGAGUGAAAGCAAUAUAAAUGCUGCUGAGUGUUGUUGUUUUUUUAUGCUGUGAGCAUCACAAAUGAAAUGCCAUGCUAAACUGGGUAUGUGUGGAGCAAUGUUUGCUUGAUUGACAGAUGUCUCGGCCUUUCACAGUCAGCCCUGGUGAUUACCUCAACUCCAUCCAGGUCCCUCCACAUCGCCCAAAUUCAGAUUGUUAGGCUUCAAAUGACUGACAGGCUGGCAUUAAGCAUUAAACUCAAAUCUUGGGUUCAAGACAUCCCUUUAGAAACUUAUGGCUGAUGCCACAGACAUGUUUUCUACAGUCUGUGGUCCAGUUGUGACGCAAUAUACACCGAAAAGACAAGUGUAACCAAGUCGAAAAGCCCUAAAACCAAUAGUUUCCACAUAUAUAGAGUUUAUUUGCCACUGGGACUGUAUGUUGAACAUUUACUUUUUAAAGGUGUCAAAUCGCCCAACUUAAACAGCCUUUAAAUUAUUUAUUGGCACAACUGUCAUAGCCUGCAUAUGUGUGCUUCUUUUUAGACAAAGUUCUCAUGUUAUUGUUAUUACUGACAAAAGGCAGAGAUUGUAUUUGUUGGAAGUUGCUGCUUGAAUGCCCUAAAGCCUUAUAAGAUAAUGAAUAGCAAUUAUUAAGACAUAUUUAUAUUCAAUUCCAAUAAGACCAAUAAGCAACGUUAAACAAUCGGAAAUAAAGUGGCUGAUAACUACAAUGUCGAAUUCGUAAAGGAGCACAAUUAAUGUAUUGUGUUCUUGGUACCAAACAUUUACCAAACCCGCUGUGUUGCUGCUGUGAUUGUCUUUCCUGAACAUUGAACCAUUGAUGGAAGUAGGAAAUUUGGGUUUGGAACCCAGGCAAACCACAUGUUUGCAGCCAUGUAUAGAAAACAAAAUUACUUGUUAAGUGUUUGAACCGUGGUGUUUCAGAAAGGAUACUUUAACCCUUUUUUUCUUUUAGGUGUUCUCAUUUCAAAAAAAGAAAAAGAAAAAAAAAGAAAUCUAAAGAUGAUAGCUAACCCUUAAGGGCUUUUUGAGUCCCCAAUCCAACAUUAUUACGCUGUUGUACAAUGUCUGGUUAAAAUGAAAAAUAUCUCCUUUUUGUACUGUAAUGGGAAUGAACAGAAGAGCAGUGUGGUUGUACAAUAUUUAAACACGUGAAGGAAAAUGAUGCAGUUCUCUACUAAUUCGUGGUCAUGGCUUUUAUUGUGAAGAAGAAGAAAAAAAAUUGUUACUUUGGGCGCAAUUACCUAAACUGCUUGGUCCUUUUCUGGGCUUAGCCACAAUCUGGUUUCUCAGUCGAUCCAUAGAUCCCUCUAAGCUCUAGCUGACUCAUGUCCAAUUCAACAUCUGACACUCCAGUAAGGGCAUCAGCUCACUUGCUCCAAGUAGGCCUAACGGUAGUCUUUUUGAAAGUAAAACUGUUUGAAAACUGUUGUUGUAGAAAUAAGCUUUGUAUGGCAGCUUGUUGCCCAGCUUGAAAGCCCAGUGUAAACAGAUGAUAAAUUGGGACAAUCUGGGUAAUGAAGCUGUCAACCCAAAAUUGUUUGUUGUUCUGUGAUUAUUUUAAUAGAAAAUGACUAUGAAUCCUUCACUGUGUGCAGUCUCUAGACUGUAAUAUUCCCAGUUUACCCAAAGUUAAGCCUCUGCUGACAACACACUGGAUACUUGUAUAUAUGUUUAGUUUGUUUCCGAUGCAUUUCUCUUUUCAGACUGUUGUCGUCAUAGUUUGACACUAGAAUCUCUCCUUCUUGCCUUUCUUCCCAUAUAAAUCUGAUUACCUGAUGGUGGGUUGUGAUGUUGCCUAGAAUGAUUGUUUACAAUUUUAUUCCAUUUAUCUCUGGAUAUUCUGUAAAUAUUGUAAUUCAUUGUCUUUUUUUAACUUGAUAAUAAAGUUAUCAGAUAACGGUUAA
Molecule: messenger RNA, 12076 nt
Organism: Perca flavescens (yellow perch)
Lineage: Eukaryota; Metazoa; Chordata; Actinopteri; Perciformes; Percidae
Gene: znf462
Product: zinc finger protein 462
Exons: 13
Coding region: 284-7912 (2542 amino acids)
Biological process (GO): positive regulation of transcription by RNA polymerase II
Cellular component (GO): nucleus
Source: RefSeq, a predicted model, not a curated record